AUGAGAACGACAAUUGCGUAUGCAGUGCUGGGUCAGAGCGUAGGGUCUAAAAGACCUGCUAAGAGACAGCGCUUGAGUGUUGAUCAGAGGCAAACAGAUGUCUCAGGUGAUGUUUGGCAAGAUGUCAAUCAAGUCUUUGAACAGACGUCGCGAGCGCAAGUCAUAAGUGCUAUUAACUUGUUCCGGGCUCAGUUUCCUGAGUUUGGAUUUCUUCAUCCAGAUGAUCUUGAGUAUCGACAAGAUGAACUCAGUGUAGUCCAGAAGCUUCGACUCCUCGUUAUUGUUGCAGUGUCACAUCGAUACUCGGGAUCUUACACCGCAAAUAUUAACAACAAGAACAUCCUCUUUAUAGCGAACGAGAUGCAGAAGAGGGUGACAAGUGGUCCAAGCCUCGCUCUCAUUCAGACCUUCCUCAUACUAUCGCUCUGCAACUGGGGAGAUGGAGAUGGUUUCAAUGCUUGGAUGCAUUGUGGUAUCGCAACGAGAAUGGCACAGGGCCUACUCAGCACUGGUUUCGCGAGCUGUGGCAAGAGAGAAACUCUGUCAGAGCUUGAAAAGAGAACCUUAUGGACGUGCUUCAAGAUGGACAGACUGUUGAGUUGCGGCAAGAGACGGCAGGCUAUGUUCUCUGAUGGAGACAUGCAUUUCUCGCUACCAGUAAACGACACCCAAUUCCUCUUUGGGCAGAGUCCUCAAGCAGCACCUAUAGAUGACAGUUUGAAGGUCUACGGGCCUGAUGAUCAUCUUGUUCUUCUCAUUCGAGGUUUGCGUAUCUGGUCGAGAGUUCACACGUGGAUCGCUGAAGGCGGGAGAAGACAGCCUGGUAUGACGGAACCAGAGCAGUGCCCGUUCAACGAGACUUCGGACUGGAGUAAGAUGAAACAGGACCUGAUCAAGUGGUGGGAUUCUCAGGAUGCGUUGAUGAAGUAUCCUGCUACAAAGGUAUCGGUGCAUGCCCAGCGAGGACAGGCUGAGAGGUUUGGAUACAUCAACUUGGUCUACUACGUCAGUUUACUCUUUCUCUGCCGAGAAUUCAUCCCCUUCAGCCCAGUAGACGAAGUCAAACCCCGCGGUCCCAUCGAACCACCGCUCCUCAAAGCCCGAGGCCCUGAUUCAUUCUGGCUCCAAAACGUCUUCGAUCUCUACGACGCAGCAUCCCAAAUAUCCUCUCUCCUCUCCGAUCUCGAACACGUCGGCUGUCCCCUCCGCACCCCAUUCUCCGGCCUGUGCGCCUUCUCCUCUACUCUUUGGAGUAUAUACGGCGCAGCCUUUCCCAACUUCAUGGGCUUCACGCCAAGUCAAACCGCAGACGCAGAUGCCCAAGCUGAAAGGACUAUGGCUGUUUUAUAUUAUGACUAG
Fusarium tjaetaba is the source of this 1359-nucleotide messenger RNA. RefSeq lists its product as uncharacterized. Gene Ontology annotation, biological process: DNA-templated transcription. Gene Ontology annotation, molecular function: zinc ion binding; DNA binding. The transcript is spliced from 5 exons. The record is from RefSeq and is a predicted model, not a curated record. Lineage: Eukaryota; Fungi; Ascomycota; Sordariomycetes; Hypocreales; Nectriaceae. Bases 1 to 1359 code for a protein of 452 amino acids. Gene Ontology annotation, cellular component: nucleus.